CUACUCUAGCAAAAACACCAAACCGCUUUUCCCUUUCUUUCUCCGUCCGCCAAAAUUUCCCAACCCGUUCUUUUCCCUUCUAGAAAACAGAAGGCGUAGGAAGUAAGGAAGUCUCACACCUACCUUGUUGAUUCAUCCCUCGGAGAAGAUAAGCCCCAGAAUCUGCUCCGACAUGGCUGAACCAGCGGAGAAGACGACCGCGGCCCCGCCGGCGGACGGCGUCUCGGAGGAGGCGCCACCGGCGACGGCGACGGCGAGGGGGUUUAGGUUUCUUGGGGAGGACAAGUCCGUGCACAAGGCUCUCGGUGGUGGUAAAACUGCUGAUGUACUUAUGUGGAAGGACAAGAAGAUGUCUGCCGCAGUGAUAGGUGGUGCAACUGUCAUAUGGGUUCUGUUCGAAGUUGUUGAGUACAAUUUCCUGCCUUUGGUAUCUCAUGUACUGAUUGGCACCCUAGCCAUUGUGUUCUUGUGGUCCAAGGCCACCAUAUUUAUCAAGAAGAGUCCGCCUGAUAUUCCUGAAGUACAGAUAUCUGAAGACCUUGCUGUGAAUAUUGUGCAAGCAUUGCGUACUGACAUCAACCAAGCACUUGGCUUGCUUCGGGAGAUUGCUCUGGGGCAUGACCUGAUGAAGUUUCUAGGCUGUCCAAUGUUUCAGUUGAUGGUUGCUCUCUGGGUUCUUUCUGAAAUUGGAAGCCUCUGUGAUUUCCUGACCUUAGUAUACGUUGCUGCCUUGAUGCUCCACACGGUGCCGAUCUUGUACCACAAGUACCAGGACAAGGUGGACGAUUUCGCUGGGAAGGCGCACGUCGAGCUCCGCAAGCUGUACGAGGCCUUCAACGCCAAGGUUCUGAGCAAGAUACCCAGAGGUCCAGCAAGAGAUAAGAAGCAUGAGUAGAAGAGAAGUGCAUAAUCACCCUUGGAUUUGACUUGGUUCUGGUUGGUACGUACCUGUCCUGUCUGUAGAUUGUGUGAUAAAGUCUCUGCAAAUGGUCCAUGUAGUGUGGUUAGUGACUUGCUGUGGGUGAAGCCGUGGAAUCUUUUGUUUGCUGACGACAUAUGGUUCUACCACCUAUCUAAAUGUGGUUGUGAAAGGGUCGUGACUCUACAUAUUUUGGUCGAAGGAAUUUUCAGUUGAGACGCUCUUUUUGUUUUUUCCGA
Molecule: messenger RNA, 1158 nt
Organism: Brachypodium distachyon (stiff brome)
Lineage: Eukaryota; Viridiplantae; Streptophyta; Magnoliopsida; Poales; Poaceae
Product: reticulon-like protein B2
Exons: 5
Coding region: 173-895 (240 amino acids)
Source: RefSeq, a predicted model, not a curated record